UUGUGAAUGACAAAGGCACCGCUAGUCGAUCGACACGUAGCUCCAGCAUUUACAUUUCUCUCUGCCCACUUCUUCCUUGGUCGCACUUGAACUUCACUCGUCGUUCCCGUUUAGCUCGCAAUGGCGGCACCUGUUCUGUUCAGCAUUCUGCUGAUCGUCUCUGGAUCGGCCGCCGCCGGCGACGACGGGGCAAGACAGCUUCCCCAUCUCCAACUCCCACGCACCCCCGACUCGGGCCGUGACCACGGGUCCGUCUCCGACGCGCCGCCGCCGCAGGAGCAGCUCAUGGACGGGGCAUGGGAGCUUCUCCCCCAUCUCCAGCUCCCGAGCACCCCCGACUCGUGCCGUGACCACGGGUCCGACUCCGACGCGCCGCCGCCGCAGGGGCAGCUCAAGGACGGGGCAUGGGAGCUUCUCCCCCAUCGCCAGCUCCCGGGCACCCCCGACUCCGGCCGUUGCCCCAGGCCCGACUCCGACGCGCCGCCGCCGCAGUGGCAGCUCAUGGACAUCAUGUCCACGAGCGGCUGCGGGAGGUUCGCAGCCCUCGUCGCGGCGACACCGAACGUCGGCGACAUCUUCCUGCAGCACCUCGUCGCGGGCGGCGGAGGGCUCACCCUCUUCUGCCCCGACGACGAGGCCGUCGACGCCUUCGAGCCCACGUUCCGCGCACUCGCCGACGGCGUCCGGGCCAAGGUACUGCUCCGCCAUGGAGCGAUGACCCGCUACGACCGGGCGCAGUUCGCGCCCUUCGACCUGGUGGCGGUGCCCACGCUGGCCGUCGACGACGCGGCCACCAACGACGACGAGACCGUCCUCGUCCGCGACAGGGGCGACAGCGUCAGGCUGGGGCUAGGGCCGACGUGGCCCCGGGACGGGCAGGCCACGGUGACGAGGACGAUAUCGUCGGAGGAGCACCCUCUCGUCCUGUACGUCGUCGACGCCGUGCUUCUGCGACAGAAGCUGGAUGGAGGGGACGAGGCGGCGGCGUGCGGCGUCCUUGACUUUCUGCGCCUCUGCUGGCCGUGCAUCUGCAUUGGGAUCGGGGCGGAGGUGCUGCCCGCGAUAAUCACUGUGUAUCGGCGUCCGAUCCGCCGCCGCGCCUGAGUUCAGUUUUGCUGCUAGAUCGUUUGCAUAUUUCUUCAAGCGAUCGUAUCUUGUGUGUGUGCGCGUCCAUCACUCCAUCUAUAAAUCUGCAAUAUUUUUCA
This is a messenger RNA of Lolium perenne, 1205 nucleotides long. RefSeq lists its product as uncharacterized. NCBI's taxonomy places the organism in Eukaryota, Viridiplantae, Streptophyta, Magnoliopsida, Poales, Poaceae. Gene Ontology annotation, cellular component: plasma membrane. The record is from RefSeq and is a predicted model, not a curated record. Gene Ontology annotation, biological process: plant-type secondary cell wall biogenesis.